This is a messenger RNA of Cyprinodon variegatus (sheepshead minnow), 1370 nucleotides long. RefSeq lists its product as uncharacterized. Lineage: Eukaryota; Metazoa; Chordata; Actinopteri; Cyprinodontiformes; Cyprinodontidae. The transcript is spliced from 7 exons. Bases 58 to 1221 code for a protein of 387 amino acids. The record is from RefSeq and is a predicted model, not a curated record.
GUCUCAGUGGAUUCUGUCUCUAGGAGCUGCUUCAGUGUGACCUACGCUGGAGGCAGAAUGUGUUCCUACAAGCAGACAGAGAAACAGUCCUGCUCCAUCACAUUUCCUACAGAAGUUCAUGUUGAAAGGACAGAAACAUUCAGGGAUCAUUUCAAGCUGAACUGUAGCUCCAGCUGUUCUCUGACUGACCUUCAAACUUCCUUUCAGAUGUAUAAAAAAACACAAACUGGUCUAAAAAAAGUUGAUCAAAACACUUCAGUUUCCAGCACUACACCGGAGAGUUUCUUCUGUUCUGUGAAAGAUCUUAAUGACCUGCUGUCUGAUGAAGUUUGUGCUGAUGGAAGCAACAGCUGCUGGACUAUUAAUUAUGUGAGCAGGAGAAUCUGUGCCCUGAAAGGUUCAUCAGUGAACAUCUCCAGCAAAUACUCACAUCCUGAAUACCUGCAGCCACAGACUAAACACUGGUAUAAAGUUAAGAUGAAUACAAAGCAGGAAGAAGAACAGUUAAUGGAUGAUGGAGGUGACAUAAAGAACAAACACAUCCUCAGAUUAACCAACCUGGAUCAGAAAGAUUCAGGAGAAUACAAGUUGAGAAUAAAAGCAGAAAAUCAACUGAUACAGUCUGAUUAUCAUGGAGUUACUCUGAUUGUAACAGAGCUCCAGGUGGAUCUGAGACCUGCUGCAGAGGUGACUGAGGGUCAGAGAGUCACAUUAACCUGCAGCACCAGCUGCCCUCUCAGGGAAAACACAAUCUACAUUUGGUACCUGAACAGUCUGAGUCUGAGCAAAGCACAAAACAAACAGCUCAUUAUAGACGCAGUCAGCAUGCAGGAUGGAGGAAACUACUCCUGUGCUGUUGGAACCAUCAGAUCAGCUGGAAAGACUCUGAUUGUCCAAAGAAGAAAAGCAAACUGGAAACCAGCAGCUGCUGGAAUCUCUGCUGUUCUCGUGAUUCUGGCACCUCUUUGCAUUUUCUUGUAUAGCAGAAAAUGUAAGACUUCUCAGUCUUCUGGAAGUGAUUCUGUCAACAACAUGGACCAGAUAAAAAGUGAUCAUACAUACGAAGAGAUUCUAGCUCAACCAGCAGAAAUGGAACUUCAUUACAGCCAGUUAGCAACUGAGAAAUUAAAUCCUCUUUACUGCAGCAUCCAACAUCACCAAAAACAGGAGCAUGUUCCGUAUUCUGAGAUCAAAAUUAGCACAAAUACAAAUUCAGAUUAAAUAUUAUAUUGAUAAUAAAAUCAACAACCAGCUGUCAACUGUUUUUUUGUUUGUUUUUCACUUUUAAAAAUAUCAAAAGUUUGUUUCAGUGGAAAUCAGAGUUUUCUUGAUACUUCCCAUCCAAAUGUCAAAAGUUAAAAAAAUUAAAC